AAAACGCCCGACCGGGCGAUUUUAAAGGGGAAAACGCCCGACCGGGCGUUUUGGUCGCGACUCCAGAAAGUUCGCCCGACCGGGCGUUUUGGCGACUUAAAAUCGCCCGGUCGGGCGAUGUGUUCUGUGAAGAUUGAAUUGCUAUUAUUUCCGCCCCGGGUAUAAAAAGAGACCUAGGUUUUCGACCUCAACACAUCAUACACGCCCAACAACAGUUCUUGAAGGUUUUGAGAGCGGAUUUGUGAGACAAGGAGUCCCAAUCUUCAACAAGAUUGAAGACGAAGACUAAUUGCCAUUCAAUCCAUCCUUGGGAGUAUUUUCAUUGGUUGUAUGCACACACGCUCUAGGGGUCUACCUUUAGAGCCUAUUGAUCUUGAGAUCGAAGCAUCCAACAGGAGGAGAAACGCUUUGAGAAGGCUAAAUCAAAGGAUCCGAGUCUCUUCUCCGGUCCAGAGACAAUCACCUUCACCGGUUCAAGAAUCACCGACACCUACUCCGUCACCAGUUCACUCCCCUAUUCAGUUUGAGCCACAUUCUCCUAUUCUGAUGGAGAACGUAGAGGGGAAUGAUGUUCCACCACCUCCUCCAACGAAUGCUUAGCUUCAACAACAACUCGAAGACCUGCAAAGGCAGUUAGAUCAAAGGCAAAAUGUGGUACCUGUCCAAAACAUGUAUGCCUAUCAUGGAGUGGCACACCCAACCGUUGGCAACAAUGUUAAUGCCAACACAUUUGAACUCAGGAGAGGAUUACUUCAGAUGGCUGAGAACAACGCUUUUAGAGGCCGACCCACAGAGGAUCCGAACAAGCACCUCACUAAAUUCAUCCAGAUCUGCAACACGACGAAGAUUAAUGGAGUCACAGAUGAACAGAUCAGAUUAAGGGUGUUCCCUUUUUCUCUGGAGGAUGAUGCCAAGGAUUGGUUAGACAGUAUGGAGCCAAACUCCAUUCGCACGUGGGAGGCCAUGGUUGAAAAGUUCUUAGAAAAAUACUACCCACCGAGUGAGGCAUUGAAGAGGCAGUCAGAGAUCAUUUCGUUUGAGAUGACUCCCCAAGAGAGUAUCCGAGGAGCUUGGGAAAGAUUCAAAGGAUUGAUGAAGAGGUGCCCCAACCAUGGGUUGAAUCCGACGCAUCAAGUCCUAGCAUUCUAUAGGGGGUGUCUGCCUGAAGCAAAGCGGGAACUAAAUUUGAGCGCAGGGGGAUCACUGCUAAAGAAGGGAGAAGCAGAGGCCAUGGAGGUGAUUGAGAAAGUGACCUCUAAUGAUGAAGGCUGGAACAACGAGAGGAGUAGAGUGCACAGGGUAUCCUCUGCCACAGAGAGCAACCAUAUAGACAACAUGUAUAAACAGAUGGAGCUCCUCCACAAGAAGAUAGAUCUCAUGGGGAUGGGACCAGCUAUACAGGAGCAGAAAGAGGGUGUAGAGGAUGUUAACUACAUACACCAAGGGGGCAAUAGCUACUAUAACAACUCCCGCCCUAAUCAAGGGGGUGGAGGUUACAACCAUUUCGGGAAUAAGGUGCAUCCAAAUCUAUCGUAUGGGAAUCCCAACAAUUCCCUGCAACCACCACCGGGGUUCACAGUUUCUCAAGGGAUGAUCACUGAGCCGCAAAAGAAAAGUUCAGAGGAUAUACUAAAUGAGUUCAUGAUACAGUCACAUAAGAACAUGGUGCAUACCAAUCAAAGGCUAGAGAAGGUUGAGAAUGAUGUCCACAGCAUGACAGUUCAUAUGAAGAGCCUAGAGACUCAGAUGAGCCAGAUUGCUCAAGCUGUGAGCAGUCAGCACAAGCCAGGGCAGUUCCCAGGACAACCAAAUGUGAACCCCAAGGAUUGCAAGGCAAUCUACUUAAGGAGUGGGACAAGCUAUGAGAGUCCUCCUAUGCCCGAAGUGGAAGCUAAGGAAGCAGCCGACGAGAAAGAAGAAGAGAAGAUUGAGGUGGAAUCGCCUCCUAUGCAACCCGAGGUACAACCCAAGGCAAUUGUUUCCCCCACGCCGAAAGAGGUUAAAAUUCCUUUUCCUCAAGUGGUGCAAAAGAAGAAGUUGGACGAGAAGCUUGUUAAGUUCCUUGAAAUCUUCAAGAGAGUGCAUCUCAAUAUUCCUCUUAUUGAGGCUCUCCAACAAAUGCCUGGCUACCUCAAGUUUUUGAAAGAAAUUGUAUCCAAGAAGAAGAGGUUGGUUGAUUAUGAAACCGUGAAUUUGACCGAGAAUUGUAGUGCAAUCAUCCAACAAAAGAUGCCAGCCGAUACUCACACUAGGCGACGACGGCCCAUGGGACAACAGGCCUCUAUCCGCAGCGCCAGAGGGGGUAGAAGGGCCUCCCGCCUAUCGGCGGGCGCGUCGGGAUCGCGCAUCCAACAGCCCUCCCCAAUCCCACAGCCCACGAUUGUGCUGAGAAAUUUACUUCAACUGUUGUCGUUCGAAACAUGUGAAGAAAUCAUAUGGGAAGCAUUCUUUCGGAAAUUGUUUGAUGAGUUGGCUAAAUCGUUGACAUCUAAUAACAAUAUUAUGAUGUCAUUGGCAGCUUCAAAGCUUUUGAGAUCAAACUUGUUGAUAGAGUUUAUGUCCACAAAGGCGGAAAAUUACCUUGAACCUGAACCUGGGAAACAAGAUUUUAUGAGCGCAGAUGCUUUGACAUUAAAAUUUGAGGAUGCUAUUUUCUUAGAACCAGCAUCAUCUCCUGCUGCAAAGAAAUCGAAGAAGGAAGGUCCUGAGUCAUCUUCUGCUGCAAAGAAUUCGAAAAAGGAAAAGAAUCCCAAGCGACUUAGCACUAGUGCUGCUUUGAUAAAAAGCGCUGACCAUUUCCAAAUCUUCAGAUAUCCUCUUGGAACAGAGUCUGCAAUAAAGGCAAUGUUGGAAUGUAACAUUUUGGUUUUUGUCGUCGACAAACGUGCUGAUAAAAAGAAUAUCAAAGAGGCUGCUAUAAGUAUGUUUAAGAUAAGGGUCAAGAAAGUGAAUACUUCGAUCACGCCUGAUGGGACCAAGAAGGCUUAUAUCAUGCUCCCACCGGAUUGCAAGGCUGCGGACGUGGCUAAGAGGAUUAAAAUCUUGUGA
This is a messenger RNA of Salvia splendens (bonfire salvia), 3048 nucleotides long. RefSeq lists its product as uncharacterized. Gene Ontology annotation, cellular component: ribosome. Gene Ontology annotation, molecular function: structural constituent of ribosome. Bases 670 to 3048 code for a protein of 792 amino acids. The record is from RefSeq and is a predicted model, not a curated record. The transcript is spliced from 4 exons. NCBI's taxonomy places the organism in Eukaryota, Viridiplantae, Streptophyta, Magnoliopsida, Lamiales, Lamiaceae. Gene Ontology annotation, biological process: translation.